Messenger RNA from Psammomys obesus (fat sand rat), 1105 nucleotides. It is a transcript of the gene Serp2, whose product is annotated as stress associated endoplasmic reticulum protein family member 2. The record is from RefSeq and is a predicted model, not a curated record. The transcript is spliced from 5 exons. Lineage: Eukaryota; Metazoa; Chordata; Mammalia; Rodentia; Muridae. Gene Ontology annotation, biological process: endoplasmic reticulum unfolded protein response. Gene Ontology annotation, cellular component: endoplasmic reticulum. Bases 277 to 786 code for a protein of 169 amino acids.
GUGCCCCAUCCCUCCCUGGCUUGAGUUGGUCAAGAAACACAGGCAGGGGGUCGCCAGGCCAGGUGCGGCUGCGUCCCCAUCCCCCACGCACGCACAAACGCGUGGUCGCCCGAACCCUGUGCCCCGCAGCGUUCGAUCUCAGGACCGGGACACCCUGGGCCAGGGUCGCCUCGGCACGGCGCGCGGCGCUGUGGCAGCGCCCGCCUCCCGUUUCCCUCCUCCUGCCUCGGUGGCCGCGCAGGGUGGGAGUCGAGAGCAUCUCCAAGCGCCCAAGCCAUGGUGGCCAAACAGCGGAUCCGGAUGGCUAACGAGAAGCACAGCAAAAAUAUCACCCAGAGGGGAAACGUAGCCAAAACCCUGAGGCCACAAGAAGAGAAAUAUCCUGUUGGGCCAUGGCUGUUGGCAUUGUUUGUUUUUGUUGUCUGUGGCUCAGAAACUUGCUCCAGGAUAGACUUGAGUCCCCCAUGUUUGCAGGUUGACCACAUAAAUACUGGCCUUUCCUGGAUACUGCCAGAACAUUCUGGAAACUGCUUCCAGAGAAAGUCCACUCCAGAGACCAUCAUGAGGUACAUGAGAACCGGACAGCCCCAGAGGACAAAGAUGGACAGUCUGGAGGAGACGUCUCUGCGGCCAUCGACCCUCACAAGCUAUCUUCCAGAUCAUACAGAGCAUAAGGAUGGGCAUGUGAGAAGGCCACGAUGCUGGCUGCUGCUGCCCUCCUGCUGGCAGGUAGAGGACCACGGAGGCCUUCGGCGGCUCUAUAGGAAGCAAAUAAGCCAUGGGUGAUAGAAAGGAGGUCCCCUGUUGUCCCCUCCCACUCCAUGGUGGAGGUCAGACCAAAUUGCCUUCUCACAGGACAUCUCCGUGCAUCUGUGUCCUCCAGCGGAAAGGACUCUGCUCUUCGGUUGGCCGAUUGGAAGCCACGAGGGGGGUCGGCAGCAGUGCUCUCUGUCUGGUUCCCCGGGUUUCACUGUGGUGUGCAUGUGGUCCUCUGAGAGGCCGUCCAUUUACAUCCUGCCAAUAUUACAAUCUCUUCCGUGUCAGGAAUUGGUUUUACAAAUAAAUGUCUUCAUUCAACCUUACUACUGCGUGUGAGUUGCAGAGC